UCUCUUGAUUCAGGAUUACCUUGCAUCUCCCGACUAUGAGAUGUUGCUCAUCUCCAAGGGAUAUUCAUCUGUGAUUUACUUAAUAGGUACUUCUGAACGGUUUUAGCUAUGAUUAACAGCGUCUGACCCGUAAGUACUGAAAUAUCCAUAACAAAAUCGUUUCUAUCUCUGCUCAUUUGGUUUCACCCAGAUUGAAUUUAUGUAGAUGUAUUGAGAAAAUAUCCUGUUAAUUGGUCUCACAGUCCGACAUUUUAAGGACAAAAGUUAAGCCAUUAUUCUAUGUACAUUGUAAUAUGGCAGAGAUAUCUUGGUCACGACAACCAGUUUGUUCAGUGUUAUACUUUACUUUGCACACGUAGAAACUUAAUAUUUAAGGAUGCAACAACUUCACUUUUGCACAAAAUAGAAAAUCUGUUUUCAAAAGAGACAAAUGACGCUAAGAGUCUGACAAAUUCUUGAAUAUCUUCAAGAAGAGUGCUUUUUAAAAUCUAAAACUAGCAAGCUAAAUAGCUAACAAACAACGAGGUGGCAUGUAGUACACUAAACAAAAAGCUUGCUAACUGUUGACAUUGAAAGCCUUUAACAUGGUGUUUCCCACCCCGGAACAGAAAGCUACAGUUUAGUGGGGACGACAAUUUGUCAAUUUAUCAGUUCUUCACAUGACCACAUAGCCUACCCACAAAAUGAAACUGAGGAUGUGACAAACACUAUUUACCAACAAACACAGCCCUACAUAAUAGGCUAUAGGUAUAUCAUUUAGUGGGGUAGUGAUGUCAUAGAGAAAAUACUGGGCUGCCUCUGUUGUUGCUGUGUUCAAGUCAUUGGUUCAUGUGUCUUAUUUAAUUUUAUGGUGCAAUAUGUACUUGUGGUUAAAACCUGAAAUGUGAAAUAUAUAAAUCAGUUGCAGUUCUGCAGCUAAACGGUAUGAUUUUUUCUGCGUGCUAUUCUAUUCUGUUUCACAUGGUUUUUUUUAUAAUGAAUUUAUAUAUUUAUAGUGUUAAAGCUGUAUUUUCAUCAUGGCAUCAGAAUAAGAUAAUCAUUGUGUGUGUAGAACCAUUUUUGUUUUAAAAAAAAGCAAAAAGUGCAUAUUGCACCUUGGGUUGAAAGACCAUUGUGUCACAUAAUGAUCUGAGUGAUAUAAUUACUGUAAUUGCAUAAUAAUCAUAAUCACCUGAGUUAUAGGGGGAAGGAGGUUUAGUUCUUGGCGAUUGUGUUUGUUGUUUUCUGUGUCUAUUAUGAUAUGUUUUUGUUUUGCUACAAUGAUUUUUAUGUUUUUAUUUAAUGUUUUUAAGUUGUAGGCGAAUGCAUGUAUUGGCACACGUGUUCAGAUGGUCCCCUGCCUCUCUGUGGUAAAAACUUCCUUAGUUAACAUACUGCUGCAGAAAUAUCACAAAAAUAUCAAGUCCAGCAUAGAUCUCAUCUGACUGAGAACACAGACGCAGUCAUUCCACCACCAGCACCAUGCCCAUUAUCAGCAAUGCCAACCGUGACUUCAGCAACCUCUCAGUCAGCACAGACAACAGCAGCCUCGACCGCUUCUUCACUGAGAUCCCAGAGACAGAGGCCAUCAAAGGGGUCUACUACAAGCGGGCCCAGUUCCUCCGAGAGCCUGAGGCCUUGGGCAAGGUAGACCAUGCCCAGCUGGCCCUCAUCAACGUGGGGGGCGACCGCUACACCUUCCCCUGGAGCACGCUGGAGGAGUUCCCCCUGACACGCUUGGGCCAGCUGCGCUUCUGCCGCAGCCACAAUGACAUCUGCCGCCUGUGCGACGACUACGAUGAGGUGCGGCACGAGUACUUCUUCGACCGCAGCUCGGCGGCGUUCCGCGUCAUCCUCAACUUCCUGGCGGCGGGGAAGCUGCGGCUGCUGCGCGAGGCCUGCGCUGUGUCACUCUGGGACGAGCUCAACUACUGGGGUGUGGACACGUGCCACAUGGAGCGCUGCUGCCGGCGCAGCAUGAUGGCCCACGUGGAGGAGGUGGCCGAGAGAAAGCGACGGGACGAGGAGCUGCGGCAGCGCAGGCUGGCCCUGCUGCAGCGCCCCCUGCAGGAGGAGAGGGGCUGCCGGAGGGUGAUGAGCAUGCUGAGGGACAUGGUGGAAAACCCAGAGUCGGGCUGGCUGGGUAAAGCCUUCGCCGUCUUGUCAGUGGUGAUGAUUGCUGUGACAGUCAUCAGCCUGUGCAUAACCUCCAUGCCAGACCUCAGAGAGGAGGAGAGAAGGGGUGAGUGUUCUCAGAAGUGUCAGCUCAUGUUUAUAAUAGAGACCAUCUGUGUGGUCUGGUUCUCUCUGGAGUUUGUGCUCCGCUUCAUCCAAGCACGCAGCAAGCUGGCCUUUGCCCGCGGGCCACUCAACAUAAUCGACGUUGUGGCCAUCCUUCCGUACUACAUCUCUCUGAUGGUCGACGACAACGACACAUUGGAGGACGAACCCACGAGUGGUGGCAGCAGCGGCCGAGGUUAUCUGGACAAGCUGAGCCUCAUCCUGCGCAUGCUGCGCGCCCUGCGCAUCCUCUAUGUGAUGCGGCUGGCGCGCCACUCCCUGGGCCUGCAGACGCUGGGCCUGACCAUACAGCGUAGCAUGCGCGAGUUCGGCCUGCUGCUGCUCUUUCUGUGCGUGGCCGUGGUAUUCUUCUCGCCGCUGGUGCACCUGGCCGAAAGUGAGCUGGGCUCAGCGCCCACCACUUCCACGGCCGGCAUGGGCGCCCAGGGCUUCACCAGCAUCCCCGCCGCCUACUGGUGGGCCAUCAUCUCCAUGACAACCGUGGGCUACGGCGACAUGGUGCCCAACAGCCUCCCCGGCCAGGUGGUGGCGUUCAGCAGCAUCCUCAGCGGCAUCCUCAUCAUGGCCUUCCCGGCCACCUCCAUCUUCCACCGCUUCUCCCGCUCCUACCAGGAGCUCAAGCUGGAGCAUGAGAUGAUAUACAAGGCAGAGCUGAAGGAGGAGCGCAUCGCCACUCUGGCAGCCUUAGCCUCUGAAGGCAUGCAGGGAGCGGAAGGGAGAUUCCAAGCCCCUCCAUUCCCAGACUGGGAGGAUGAAGACAAUGCUGUGGGCCACUGGGAGAAUGGGAAGGCCCCACUCGACUAUCAGCCACUCCCAUCAGGCCACUAAAACUGUCAUUCUCACUUUUUAAAGACUCUAGUAUACCUGGCCAUGUCUGACCAUGUGAUUUUAUAUACAGUACAUAUGGCUUGUAGUUUCAUGGACAUUUGCUCAAUCAACAAAACUGACUUUGAAACUUUUCCUGAGCAUUGAUCUUACCCUUUUCACCCAUAUAGUCCUGCUUAAGGUCUUUGAGUGCAGAAACACUGUAAUAAUGUUGACAGCAUAUAUAUUCCUACUUUAGUAUUGUUUGGCAUUUGCAGUAUGCAAAGUCCAUUAUUACUUCCACUGCAUUACUUUCUAACACUUACAUGCAGAUUUUUUUUUUAAUAUUACACCUUGCAUUUUUUGACUACUUGUGUGGUUAAGAUUUCCGAAUAUGUUUUCAGAAUAUGAUGUAAUAUUAUAUUAAGGAAAAAAUCAUAAUAGCCUUGAAGGUGGCAAGAAGCGCAAACCAAACAGGUAAAAGAGCUAGAGGGUAUUCCCUAGCUUGUGGAUGGUCUCAUUGGUUCCUCAGUCAUUUAAAACAGCACAGUGUUUUUUUUAGAUAUUACAUCAUCACUGAUUUGAACUGUUGCAUAAAGACAACAAUGCGUCUUGCUGCUUUGAAAACUUCAACACUGAAUAAAUGAAUAGAUGAUCGUGGUUAUGAGUAAGCCAUGCAACACGGUCAGAGUUCCAAAGAGGCCAGUCCUUCAGACACUCCAAAUUAAAGAGCAGUGUGGAAAAGCUGAAAUGUAUUAUAUUGAUACAGCUCUCUUUCCACUUCACUUGUCGGACUGUGCUAUGGUAACGUGGAAAGAUGCAGAACCCUAAAGGCACUUUUCCCCUCAGGGGCCUGUUCUAUGGCAACUGAAUGUGGAGCAGAAAGGGUCUCAAGUGCAUCUGCACAGGAGCAUGUUUUGUGAAAUAAAUGUUUAGUGGGACACUUCUAUGAAA
Molecule: messenger RNA, 4038 nt
Organism: Clupea harengus (Atlantic herring)
Lineage: Eukaryota; Metazoa; Chordata; Actinopteri; Clupeiformes; Clupeidae
Gene: kcng4b
Product: potassium voltage-gated channel modifier subfamily G member 4b
Biological process (GO): potassium ion transmembrane transport; protein homooligomerization; action potential
Cellular component (GO): membrane; voltage-gated potassium channel complex
Molecular function (GO): delayed rectifier potassium channel activity
Source: RefSeq, a predicted model, not a curated record